AUGGCCGAAGACGCAACGUCGCAGAAUGAUGCAUUCACAUACGAAUCAAAUCAAGACAUUUACGAGCAGAGAAAACUUCGUCGUGACUAUCGCGCACUCCUAGCGUCAGCUCAAAAUACACGACGCCAUUUACCUGAAAGCAGCAUUGAUGAUUUGGGUCAGAUGGUGCGCAUCGGAGACACUCUUUACUCUAAAGUGAAGGCACCCACAGAUGGUCUUCUAGAUUCUAGGUAUUUGCUUAAUUUGUCCGACAUGGGGGCAGAAAUGACGCGCCAAAUGCGAUUGGAGGCGGAUGCUUUUGAUCUAGAUGAAUUUAUGCACAAAGUUUCUCAUAUCAUUAGAAAGAGAACGAAUCUGUCGGAGAAUCAAAUGGAUACGGACUCAAUAAAUUGUUGGGAUUGGACAAAGCUCGGCAAAAUUGCUGCUCGGCAUUCAAGACGUGCACCUGUGCCUGAGCAUUUACUAGGCCCACUGCAAGUUACGCCACGGCAUCGCAAAGCAACAAGAAGUUCUCGUCUGGAUACAGAUGCAGUACAGGUGGCACCUGAACAAAUUGAUGCUGCUGAGAUGCCACAGUCGGAGAAUGAGACAUCACGCCUUGUGCUUGAUAUUAUGCAGCGCUUAGAAGCAUGUUCAGGCGAAGAAGGUGUGAACCUAUUCCAAUUUGCUUUGAAUCCGGAGAGUUUUGGUGAUUCGGUGGAAAAUUUGUUUUACAUCAGCUUCUUGAUUCGAGAUGGCACUGCGGCCAUCGUAGAGAACGAUGAAGGCGAUCCGAUGCUGUUGCUUUCAGAGGUGCCCACGGAAGAGGAUCGACGAGCUGGGCUCACACGCAGGCAAAUUGUAUUCGAGUUAGAUAUGGCUACAUGGCGUGACUUGAUCGAGGUAUAUGAUAUCCAGAGUGCCAUGAUUCCUACGCGCUCACAACUCACAGCAUCCAUCCCACAAAGCGGAUGA
This is a messenger RNA of Malassezia restricta, 954 nucleotides long. RefSeq names its product component of the SMC5-SMC6 complex. Gene Ontology annotation, biological process: DNA repair. Gene Ontology annotation, cellular component: Smc5-Smc6 complex; nucleus. The record is from RefSeq and is a predicted model, not a curated record. The coding region runs from base 1 to 954 and encodes 317 amino acids. Lineage: Eukaryota; Fungi; Basidiomycota; Malasseziomycetes; Malasseziales; Malasseziaceae. The transcript is spliced from 3 exons.